Molecule: messenger RNA, 8981 nt
Organism: Limanda limanda (common dab)
Lineage: Eukaryota; Metazoa; Chordata; Actinopteri; Pleuronectiformes; Pleuronectidae
Gene: acaca
Product: acetyl-CoA carboxylase alpha
Exons: 54
Coding region: 156-7403 (2415 amino acids)
Biological process (GO): fatty acid biosynthetic process
Molecular function (GO): ATP binding; acetyl-CoA carboxylase activity; metal ion binding
Source: RefSeq, a predicted model, not a curated record
CGCCAUCGGGAUGUGACUCGUCUCCUCCUCGGCACUGGGAUCGGAGAUGUCCGACGGACCCAGUUAAUUCUUCAGACACCUUUGGACUCCACUGUGUCAGGAUUACGUGUCGGUUGAUCUCCACCGUGAUUGCAGCCUGUUCCUGUCGCCCUGCCAUGGCACAGCAGAACAGCGCUGCCAAGAAGAAUCCGGCUGUAGCGGCGCUGCACUCGCACUUCAUCGUGGGGUCUGUGUCGGAGGAGAACUCGGAGGACGAAGUCCUAGGGAAGCUGGACAUGCAGCCGGAGGAGAAGGAGGCGCGCUCGCUGUCGCCGUCGCCGUCCAGCUGCAGCUCGGACAGCACCUGUGAUAUGGGCUUCGACCACAUUGAUGGCCCCAUUAACAAUCUGAGACCAAGCAUGUCAGGGCUGCACCUGGUGAAGCAAGGCAGAGACCGCCGGCGUAUUGAUCUGCAGAGGGACUUCACCGUGGCUUCCCCCGCGGAAUUUGUCACCCGAUUUGGUGGCAACAAGGUCAUCGAGAAGGUCCUUAUCGCUAACAAUGGUAUCGCAGCAGUCAAAUGCAUGCGCUCCAUCCGCCGCUGGGCCUACGAGAUGUUUCGCAAUGAGAGGGCGAUCCGCUUUGUUGUCAUGGUGACCCCAGAGGACCUGAAGGCCAAUGCAGAGUACAUCAAAAUGGCAGAUCAUUACGUACCGGUGCCCGGAGGGACUAACAACAACAACUACGCCAAUGUGGAGCUCAUUCUGGACAUUGCAAAACGCAUACCUGUUCAGGCUGUGUGGGCUGGUUGGGGUCACGCAUCAGAGAACCCCAAACUCCCAGAGCUGCUGCAAAAGAAUGGCAUCGCUUUCAUGGGUCCCCCAAGUCAGGCUAUGUGGGCUUUAGGAGACAAGAUUGCCUCCUCUAUCGUCGCUCAGACGGCUGGCAUUCCAACCCUGCCCUGGAGUGGAACAGGCCUGACAGUAGAAUGGACAGAGUCGGACCAGAAGAAGAAGACCAUCAACGUUCCUCAAGACGUGUACGAGCUUGGCUGCAUCGAGGAUGUAGAGGAUGGCCUGAAAGCUGCUGAGAAGGUCGGCUACCCUGUGAUGGUGAAGGCCUCAGAAGGCGGUGGAGGAAAAGGAAUCCGUAAAGUCAAUAGUGCUGAUGAUUUCUCGAACCUCUUCAGACAGGUCCAGGCAGAAGUCCCAGGAUCGCCCAUAUUCGUCAUGCAGCUAGCCAGGCAUGCCCGCCACUUGGAGGUCCAGAUCUUGGCGGAUCAGUAUGGCAACGCCAUUUCGCUGUUUGGUAGAGACUGUUCUGUCCAGCGAAGACACCAGAAAAUCAUAGAGGAAGCUCCUGCUACCAUCGCCCCUUCUGAUGUGUUUGAGGAUAUGGAAAAUUGUGCUGUGAAGCUGGCUAAGAUGGUGGGUUACGUCAGUGCCGGUACAGUGGAGUACCUCUACAGCCAGGACGGCAGCUUCUACUUCCUGGAGCUCAACCCUCGUCUGCAAGUGGAACACCCCUGUACUGAGAUGGUGGCUGAUGUUAACUUGCCUUCCGCUCAACUGCAGAUUGCCAUGGGUAUUCCUCUUCACCGGAUCAAAGACAUCAGGAUGCUUUAUGGGGUCCAGCCCUGGGGAGACAGCCUCAUUGACUUUGAGGGUCUAUCCAAUGCCCCCUCCCCACGGGGCCAUGUCAUUGCAGCACGUAUCACUAGUGAAAACCCUGACGAGGGUUUCAAGCCGAGCUCUGGAACGGUGCAAGAGCUGAAUUUCCGCAGCAAUAAGAACGUGUGGGGCUACUUCAGUGUCGCGGCUGCCGGGGGUCUGCACGAGUUUGCCGACUCCCAGUUUGGACACUGCUUCUCCUGGGGGGAGAAUCGUGAAGAAGCCAUCUCCAAUAUGGUGGUGGCUCUGAAGGAGUUGUCGAUCAGAGGCGACUUCAGGACCACAGUGGAAUACCUCAUUAAGCUUCUGGAGACAGAAAGCUUCCAGCACAACACCAUUGACACUGGCUGGCUGGAUAGGCUCAUCUCAGAGAAGAUGCAGGCGGAGCGCCCUGAUACCAUGCUGGGAAUCGUGAGUGGAGCUCUUCAUGUGGCAGAUGUAAAUCUGAGGAACAGUGUGUCCAAUUUCCUGCACUCUCUGGAAAGGGGCCAGGUGCUGCCAGCACACACACUGCUCAAUACUGUGGAUGUGGAGCUGAUAUAUGAAGGCGUGAAGUAUGUCCUGACAGUGACACGUCAGUCUCCCAACUCCUACGUGGUCAUCAUGAACUCCACUUCAGCUGAGGUUGACGUCCAUCGACUCAGUGAUGGAGGUCUUUUGCUGUCGUAUGAUGGCAGCAGCUACACUACCUACAUGAAGGAGGAGGUUGACAGGUAUCGCAUCACAAUUGGGAAUAAGACUUGCGUUUUUGAAAAGGAGAACGAUCCUUCGCUGCUGCGUUCUCCAUCAGCAGGAAAAAUAAUUUCCUACUCAGUUGAGGACGGCGGACACGUUUUCUCUGGCCAGUGCUACGUUGAGAUAGAGGUGAUGAAGAUGGUGAUGACCCUCACAGCUGCAGAGUCUGGGUGUAUCCACUACGUGAAAAGAGGCGGAGCAGCACUGGAGCCCGGCUGUGUCAUUGCCAAGCUGCAGCUGGAUGACCCGAGCAGAGUGCAACAGGCAGAGCUGCACACAGGGGCCCUGCCUGCUAUCCAGGCAGUAGCUCUGAGAGGGGAGAAGCUGCACAGAGUCUUCCACAACACACUUGAUCACCUUGUCCACAUCAUGAAUGGCUACUGUCUUCCUGAGCCUUUCUUCAGCAUUAAGUUGAAAGAAUGGGUGGAAAGGCUGAUGAAAACCAUGCGUGAUCCCUCUCUGCCGCUGCUGGAGCUUCAAGACAUCAUGACCAGUGUGUCGGGUCGCAUCCCGCCUGCUGUGGAGAAGGCCAUCAAAAAGGAGAUGGCUCAGUAUGCCAGCAACAUCACCUCUGUGCUCUGCCAGUUCCCCAGCCAGCAGAUUGCAAACAUCCUAGACAGCCACGCUGCUACUCUUAACAAGAAGUCGGAGAGAGAGGUCUUCUUCAUGAACACUCAAAGCAUUGUUCAGCUGGUACAGAAGUAUCGCAGUGGUAUCCGAGGACACAUGAAGGCGGUGGUGAUGGACCUGCUCAGACAAUACCUGAAAGUAGAGAUCCAGUUUCAGAAUGGACACUAUGACAAAUGUGUGUUUGCUCUGCGUGAGGAAAACAAAGGCGACAUGGCCAAUGUGCUUAACUACAUCUUCUCCCAUGCCCAAGUCACCAAGAAGAACCUGCUGGUUACAAUGCUGAUUGACCAGCUGUGUGGCCGUGAUCCCACACUGACAGAUGAACUGAUGGCCAUCUUGACCGAACUCACCCAGCUCAGCAAGACAACCAAUGCCAAGGUGGCGCUUCGUGCUCGGCAGGUACUAAUAGCUUCCCACCUUCCCUCUUAUGAGCUACGACACAACCAGGUGGAGUCCAUCUUCCUUUCUGCUAUUGAUAUGUACGGACACCAAUUCUGCAUCGAGAACCUGCAGAAACUGAUCCUCUCAGAGACGUCCAUCUUUGAUGUUCUGCCAAACUUCUUCUACCACAGUAAUCAGGUGGUCAGGAUGGCUGCCCUGGAGGUUUACGUGCGCAGAGCAUACAUCGCCUACGAGCUCAAUAGCGUCCAGCAUCGACAGCUGAGGGACAACACGUGUAUCGUAGAGUUCCAGUUCAUGCUGCCUACAUCGCAUCCUAACAGAGGGAACAUCCCCACUCUAAACAGGAAAUUUUCUGCUCCAAUCCUGGACAUUGUAAAAGCCAAGGGAACUAAAUUAGUGGAAACUAAACUCCAGGACCUUAAAGCACAGGAUAGUAAAUCUAAGGAUGAUGAUGCUGAGGGGACAGAAACCUCAGAAUCGGAACCUGAGGAAAGGAUGUCGUUCUCAUCCAACCUGAACCACUACGGAAUGGUGCAUUUAUCCAGCGUGAGUGAUGUUCUGCUUGACAACUCCUUUACACCACCUUGUCAGCGCAUGGGAGCCAUGGUCGCUUUCCGCUCCUUCCAGGAGUUCACCAGGAAUAUAGCAGACGUGCUUAGCUGCUUCUCUGACUCUCCUCCCUCAAGUCCAACUUUCCCAGAGGGAGGUAAUCCUGUCCUGUAUGGCGAAGAGGAAAUCAAGGUGAAUAUCCAGGAUGAACCAAUCCAUAUCCUGAAUGUGGCGAUAAAGACAGACAGUGACAUAGAUGAUGAUGGCCUGGCAGCCGUCUUCCGGGACUUCACUCACUCAAAGAAAUCCCUGCUGUUUGAACAUGGCAUCAGACGGCUGACUUUCCUUGUUGCUCAGAAGGAUUUCAGGAAGCAAGUCAACUGUGAGGUGGACCAAAGGUUUCAUAGAGAAUUCCCCAAAUUCUUCACAUUCCGUGCCAGAGACAAGUUUGCAGAGGACAGGAUCUAUCGUCAUUUGGAGCCUGCGCUAGCAUUCCAGUUGGAGCUCAACCGCAUGCGCAAUUUUGCCUUGACUGCCAUCCCGUGUGCCAACCACAAGAUGCACCUGUACCUGGGUGCAGCCCGCGUGGAGGCGGGCACAGAGGUUACGGACUACCGUUUCUUUGUCCGAGCCAUUAUCCGCCACUCUGAUCUGGUUACAAAGGAGGCCUCUUUUGAGUAUCUCCACAAUGAGGCAGAGCGUUUGCUGCUGGAAGCCAUGGAUGAGCUGGAGGUGGCGUUCAACAACACAACAGUGCGAACUGACUGUAACCAUAUCUUCCUUAACUUUGUCCCCACAGUCAUCAUGGACCCAUCAAAGAUUGAAGAGUCUGUCCGCUCCAUGGUCAUGCGUUACGGCAGCCGCCUGUGGAAGCUGCGUGUCCUGCAGGCCGAGCUGAAAAUUAACAUCCGCCUUACACCGACAGGAAAACAAAUCCCCAUCCGCCUCUUUCUCACCAACGAAUCGGGCUACUACCUGGACAUCAGCCUUUACAAGGAGGUCACUGAUUCCCGAACGGGACAGGUGGGGCCCAAAGACCGACAGAUCAUGUUCCAAGCCUAUGGAGACAAGCAGGGUCCACUGCACGGCAUGCUCAUCAACACACCCUACGUCACCAAGGACCUGCUGCAGUCCAAGCGCUUCCAAGCACAAUCUCUGGGCACCACCUACGUCUACGACUUCCCAGAAAUGUUCAGACAGGCUCUGAAAAAGCUGUGGCAUUCAAGUCAGGCCUUUGCCUACUUACCCAAGUGCCCUCUUCCCAAUGAGCUGCUCACCUUCACUGAGCUGGUUCUAGACGCCCAAGGUCAAAUGGUGCAGAUGAACCGACUGCCAGGAGGCAACGAGAUUGGCAUGGUGGCUUGGCGGAUGACCCUGCGAACUCCAGAGUAUCCAGCGGGACGUGAGAUCAUCGUUAUUAGCAAUGACAUCACGCACAAGAUCGGCUCAUUCGGGCCCCAGGAGGACAUUCUGUUCCUGCGUGCCUCCGAAAUGGCCAGAGAGAGCGGAAUCCCUCGAAUCUACAUCGCGGCCAACAGUGGCGCCCGGAUCGGGUUGGCAGAGGAAAUAAGGCACAUGUUCCAUGUGGCGUGGCAAGAUCCAGCAGACCCGUAUAAGGGUUUCAAGUAUCUCUACCUCACACCUCAGGAUUACAAGAAGGUCUCAGCCCUGAACUCUGUGCACUGUGAGCAUGUGGAGGAUGAGGGAGAAUCCAGGUACAAGAUCACUGACAUCAUUGGAAAGGAUGAAGGACUGGGUGUUGAGAACCUGAGAGGGUCUGGGAUGAUAGCUGGAGAAUCCUCUCUGGCUUAUGAUGAGAUCAUUACCAUGAACCUGGUCACAUGUCGAGCCAUUGGAAUCGGGGCCUAUCUGGUCAGGCUUGGACAGCGAACCAUCCAAGUGGACAACUCUCAUAUUAUUCUUACUGGAGCUGGAGCUCUCAACAAGGUGCUGGGCAGAGAAGUGUACACGUCGAACAACCAGCUCGGCGGAAUUCAGAUCAUGCACAACAACGGUGUGACCCACUCUACGGUUUGUGAUGACUUUGAAGGAGUCUUCAAUAUUCUGGAAUGGCUCACCUACAUGCCCAAGUGUUCAUCCAGUCCAGUGCCCAUCCUCAGUGCCAAGGAUCCCAUAGAUCGGCCAGUAGAGUUUGUUCCAACCAAAACUCCGUAUGACCCUCGCUGGAUGUUGGCAGGACGUCCCAGCCAGUCUCCAAAGGGUUCGUGGCAGAGUGGCUUCUUUGACCAUGGCUCCUUCAUGGAGAUUAUGCAGCCGUGGGCUCAGAGUGUCGUGGUCGGCAGAGCCAGACUUGGUGGGAUACCCACUGGAGUGGUUGCUGUGGAAACCAGGUCAGUUGAGCUGACGAUCCCAGCUGAUCCAGCCAAUCUGGAUUCAGAGGCGAAGAUCAUCCAACAAGCAGGACAGGUGUGGUUCCCAGAUUCUGCUUUCAAAACUGCCCAGGCCAUUAAGGACCUGAAUCGAGAAGGCCUACCUCUCAUGGUGUUUGCCAACUGGAGGGGCUUUUCUGGAGGAAUGAAAGAUAUGUACGACCAGGUGUUGAAGUUCGGCGCCUACAUUGUGGACGGGCUGAGGGAAUACAGGCAGCCGGUACUGGUUUAUAUUCCACCGCAGGCUGAGCUGAGGGGAGGCUCCUGGGUGGUGAUAGAUCCCACCAUCAACCCUCGUCACAUGGAGAUGUACGCCGACAAGGACAGCCGCGGUGGAGUGUUGGAGCCUGAAGGAACAGUGGAGAUCAAGUUCAGGAGGAAGGACUUGGUGAAGACCAUGAGAAGAGUCGAUCCGGUCUACGUGAGUUUGGCAGAACGACUGGGAACCCCAGAGCUGAGCCCCCCUGAUCGUAAAGAGCUGGAGAGCCAGCUGAAGGAGCGUGAAGAGUUCCUGCUGCCCAUCUACCACCAGGUGGCUGUGCAGUUUGCAGACCUCCAUGACACCCCAGGUCGCAUGCAAGAGAAGGGCGUCAUCACGGAUAUCCUGGAGUGGCAAACGUCCCGUCAGUUCUUCUACUGGCGUCUGCGGCGUCUCCUGCUCGAGGACACGGUGAAGAGGAAGAUCCAGGCCGCCAACGGCGAGCUGACAGACGGCCAGAUCCAGGCCAUGCUGCGCCGCUGGUUUGUGGAGGCCGAGGGGGCCGUCAAGGCCUAUCUGUGGGAUGACAACGAGGAGGUGGUGGGAUGGCUGGAGAGGCAUUUAGCCGAAGAGGAGGGGGCCAGGUCUGUCAUCGACGAGAACAUCAAGUACAUCCGCCGCGAUCACAUCCUCAAACAGAUCCGCAGCCUUGUUCAAGCCAACCCAGAGGUGGCCAUGGAUUCCAUCGUGCACAUGACCCAGCACAUCUCCCCCACGCAGAGAGCAGAGGUGGUGCGAAUCCUGUCCACCAUGGAGUCGUCGUCCUCCUCCUCCUCCUCCUCCUCCUAGUCGAGAGCCUGGCCUCUCCUCCGUUCUCUCGCCUGUCUGAUUCACGGCUCGGGGCCACGACCACGGCCAAACAGAAAAAAAGAGAGGAGCCUGGCUCGGCCGCUGCUGCUCCUGACCGAGGCUGGAGGAGCGGACGAGGUGGCCUUCGCUGCCGCCAGGUCACUAAUGAAGCGUUGGAGAUUGUUCUCACUAAACAAAAAACGACUGACAUCAUCGAUAACAUAUUCUAGAUUGUCUUACGCGUAUGGUGGUGUGUAGAUGAAUCCAUGUAUUUUGUAUUUUAAGUGCAAUUAAAAGAUGAGUUAAAAAAAAAUAAAAAUCUAGAGACUAAUAUAACACAAGUUUACAAAGUCGGCUCUAAUGGAUGUCUAUGCUUCCAUGAUAAUCAGUGGCCUCCCUCCUUUUGAACAGGAGCGAGCACAACAACAUAUAUACAACGUUGUCAUAUUAUGAACGCAUCGUGGUUUGUGACAUAUGCUUGUUAAGAUUUGCAAGUGUUUUGAUGACCAGCUCAACAAUGACAACACAUUACCCAGGGGGCAUUGGCAGGGAGAGAAAAAGGGGGUUUUAAACUCCACCGUGGGGAGCACUUAGUUAAUGAACAAAGACAGGGAACACUGCAGCAGCUUUGGACAGGAGAGCCCCGCAGGGAGCAGGGGCAGGGUCCCUUUUUAGACCCGGACUGUUUCACAGUUCCCCCGCAGUGAGUGAUGGGCCGCUCGCCUGGCAACAAAACACACAGCUGUCCCUUCUGUUCUCCCUCACACAGUACACACAUGCUGCUGUACGUGCACUUUACUGAGGACUGUUCCCUUACACUGAAAGCCAGAAAUAAACUUCUAGCGUAGACUACAGGUGCGCACAAACACACAAACACACACACACACAUACAUGUCAAGUGAUGCAAAAUGUGAUACACUGAGUGGUUAAUAGUUUAAAUGGGAUUUGUUAAUGGUACUACACAGUGUGGAUAAUAGCAUGCUUGUUUUAAUAGUCUUUUUCACCUUUAGGUUAUUUCUUUUUUCUGCAUCUUAUUUUGUCAUUCCUAAUACAGAUCAUUUUUUCUGUUUCAACUAAAACCUUUUUUGAAUAAGCGGACCUCUGCUGUAAGUCUGAAAUGUUGUCUAAUUUUACCGUAAUCCACAAUAACUGUUCUAUUUAAUGUUCUUACCGUUUGUUUAUAUCACAUAUUUUCUUAAUAUUUUUUUUUUUGGAAAACAAAACUUGAAUCUCAUAUUCCCCACUUGAGCUGGAAAGACGGGUUUAAAUCGUGGAAAGUGAAUAAGUGUUUUCUCUUUUUUUUUCUUCUUCUUCUUUAAGAAUAGAGUAUACGUAACAAGCAAAACGGUACCGUCAUGAUGAAUUCAAUCCACUGUGUCAGAUGUUAUGAUGAGAGAAAGCGAUGUUGGCAAUGUGAAAUGGCUUCAUGGUCGAUGCUGUCCCUCUAAUGUGCCUCUAUGUGGACAUAUAAUCCAGUUGCUUUAUAAGUAACUGGCUGUUUCUAUACAAGAAUGGAGAAGAAUUUACAGUGACAAGCUCUAUAUGUGUCUAAAACUUUAAUAAAGCUUAUCCAACUUA